AUGGAUCAUGGUCCGGACGAUAUCAAGCCCAAAGAUGAACUCGAUGAAUACAUCGAAGAUGGCGGUACAUCCGCAGAAUCAGCAGAGUUCAAGAUCAAGGAGGCAAAAUUAAGGAGAAAACUUGAUCUCUUCAUAGCUCCAGUCAUGAUGAUGCUUAUGCUCAUUAGCUAUCUGGACAGAGGGAACAUCGGAUUUGCUGCAACCCAGGGGAUGUCAGCAGAUAUUGGCUUGAAGGGCAAUCAACUGAAUACCGCUGUAUCAAUAUUCUACAUCUUUUACAUCUUGGCAGAAUUCCCAACUUCAAUCUUUGUCAAACGGCUACAAUUCAAUAGAGUCAUACCUGCAAUUUGUGCUAGCUGGGGACUAGUAUGUUUGUGCAUGGGCUUCAUUCAGAACUUCGCAGGCCUCUGUGUCUGCAGACUUCUCCUGGGUUUCUUUGAAGGGUGCCUCUUCCCAGCUAUGACUCUCCUUCUUGCCAACUGGUAUCGACGAGAAGAAUUGGCACAACGCAUUUCUUACUUAUUCAUCGCAUCCGCCCUAUCAGGUGCUUUUGGUGGACUUAUCGCUUUCGGUAUCCUCUAUAUGAACGGCGUCGCUGGCUAUCCAGGAUGGCGAUGGCUCUAUAUCAUUGAAGGAGUUAUCACCAUCAUAUACGCUGUAUUGUGCAUCUGGUUGGUUCCCAAGAACUACCAGACGGCCUAUUUCUUGAAUGCCGAAGAAAAGAAACUCAUGGCAAUCCGGGCAGAGCUGUCAGAGUCCUACAGUGGUGGCGAUGGUCACUAUAAGAUGAAAGAGGUGAAGCUGGCUGCAAAGGAUAUCAAGACCUGGCUCCAUGGUAUAGGCCAGAUCGCCGUUGUCACCAUUUUAUAUGGAUUCGGAACGUUCCUCCCCAUCAUCUUGAGAUUUGGAUUCAAUUACUCCACGAAACAAGCCCAAUAUCUGGUCAUCCCUGUCAACCUUUGGGGUGCUCUGGUAUAUGCGGUGGGUGCGGUCAUCUCGGACAAGUAUCACAAGCGCUUUUGGAUCAUGGUCAUCUGCGCCCCGUUUGGCAUUGCGGGUUACGCAAUCUUGCUAAGUGAUGUUCCCGUUGGAGUGUUGUACUUUGCUACAUACCUCAUUGCAACCGCUUGUUUCCUCUGCACGGGAGGAAAUAUUGCCUGGCAUUCAGGAAAUGUUGCUCCUGACGGAAAGCGAGCUGCUGCUCUAGGCAUUCAACUGACCCUGACAAACAUUGGAGGUAUCGUUAGUGGACAGAUAUACCAAUCCAAAUCAGCACCAAAGUUUACCCUCGGCCAUUCAUGGUCUCUUGGCUGCCUGGUGUUCGCUCUGAUUAUGUUCAACAUUCUCCGAAUCGUCUACAAGCGACGUGAAGCGUGGAAAGAUAAAGCCAUAGCAGAGGGGAUUGUUGUUCCGCCAGAGGAAUUCACCGAUCGGGCACCCACGUUCAGAUAUCAGUUUUAA
Exophiala bonariae is the source of this 1461-nucleotide messenger RNA. RefSeq lists its product as uncharacterized. The transcript is spliced from 6 exons. Gene Ontology annotation, molecular function: transmembrane transporter activity. Gene Ontology annotation, biological process: transmembrane transport. Gene Ontology annotation, cellular component: membrane. Lineage: Eukaryota; Fungi; Ascomycota; Eurotiomycetes; Chaetothyriales; Herpotrichiellaceae. The coding region runs from base 1 to 1461 and encodes 486 amino acids. The record is from RefSeq and is a predicted model, not a curated record.